Molecule: messenger RNA, 2876 nt
Organism: Nymphaea colorata (pocket water lily)
Lineage: Eukaryota; Viridiplantae; Streptophyta; Magnoliopsida; Nymphaeales; Nymphaeaceae
Product: boron transporter 1-like
Exons: 12
Coding region: 632-2809 (725 amino acids)
Biological process (GO): transmembrane transport; monoatomic anion transport; monoatomic ion homeostasis
Cellular component (GO): plasma membrane
Molecular function (GO): solute:inorganic anion antiporter activity
Source: RefSeq, a predicted model, not a curated record
CUUCCCAAUGAAUAUACUUGUGUGUUCUCGUGGGAUUCUUCUUUUUCUUGACUAUGGAGUUACGUACCCUUUUAAUCCCAAUAUAUGCUUGUUGCCUGUCAAAUCUUACAGUUCUUUCUUAAGUGCAUGUUCAUUUGGAGUUUUGCUUAUCAGCUGGAUGCUUGCUGUUUGAGUUGACUUGUUCCUUGGUGCUAUUCUCUAGAAGCUUUAGCUGUAUAAGUUUGUGAGCUCUAACCAAGCUGAUCAUCGUUCCCAGGUUGUUCCUCUUGUUGUCCUCUUGUGGAGGCAUAGGUUGAGUACCAAAUGGGCAGUAAUCUUGUUUCUCAUUAUUGAGGAAGCUCUUACCCAUCCCCUCCUCCUGUAGAUUGUUGGACUUCCUUAAGGUCUUUGAAAUUGGUUUGCAGUUUGCUUUCUGGGUUUCUCAUUUUUGUCAUCCAUAAAGUAAAUGAAAAUCUUGUCUUUUAAUUUGAGAACCGAGAGUUUGGCCCGUGUUCUCAGUGCAACUGUAAUGUAGCCCAUGGUUUGCGAAUUCUGUGCAACGAUUGGUUCAGUAUUUUUGUUUCAUCUCCAGUGCUUGGCAUCAAGUCAUUGUAAGUAUCGUGGGUGACCACUGUCAACAAUCACUGUAAGCAUGGAAGAGACCUUCGUGCCAUUCCAGGGGAUCAAGAAUGACCUGAAAGGAAGGCUCUUGUGCUACAGACAGGACUGGACUAGUGGUUUUACUGCAGGCAUCAGGAUUCUUGCUCCAACUACCUACAUAUUUUUUGCAUCGGCCAUCCCGGUGAUAUCAUUUGGAGAACAAUUGGAGAGAAGUACAGAUGGAAUCCUGACUGCAGUUCAAACCUUGGCUUCCACUGCACUCUGUGGCAUAAUACAUUCUAUUCUUGGGGGUCAGCCUCUUUUGAUCCUUGGUGUAGCGGAGCCAACUGUGCUCAUGUAUACAUUUAUGUUUAGCUUUGCUAAAGACAGGGCAGAUUUGGGACCAAAAUUCUUCUUGGCAUGGACCGGAUGGGUAUGUGUUUGGACUGCAUUUCUGCUGUUCUUGCUGGCAAUAUUGGGUGCUUGCUCAAUUAUUAACAGAUUCACUCGUGUAGCUGGGGAACUGUUUGGCCUGCUCAUAGCCAUGCUCUUCAUACAACAGGCUAUUAAAGGUCUUGUGGACGAAUUUCGAGUUCCAGAAAGAGAAAAUCCCAAACUCCUGGAGUUCUCGCCAGCAUGGAGGUUUGGCAAUGGAAUGUUUGCUCUUGUACUUUCCUUUGGACUCCUGUUGACUGCAUUAAGAAGCCGGAAAGCUCGGUCAUGGCGAUAUGGAACAGGUUGGCUGCGAGGACUUGUUGCGGACUAUGGUGUGCCUCUAAUGGUUCUUCUAUGGACCGCAAUUUCAUAUAUACCUGCCAGAGACAUUCCAAGAGGAAUUCCUCGGCGCCUCUUUAGCCCCAAUCCAUGGUCUCAUGGUGCAUAUUCAAACUGGAUGGUGAUUAAGGAAAUGGUAGAUGUGCCACUUCUGUAUAUAUUUGGUGCAUUCAUACCAGCAACGAUGAUUGCUGUUCUCUACUACUUUGACCACAGUGUUGCUUCUCAACUUGCUCAACAGGAAGAUUUUAAUUUAAGAAAGCCACCUUCAUAUCAUUAUGAUCUCCUUCUUUUGGGGUUUUUGACUUUGCUAUGUGGCCUUAUUGGCGUCCCUCCAUCAAAUGGUGUCAUCCCACAAUCUCCUAUGCAUACAAAAAGUCUGGCAACUCUCAAGCAUCAGCUUCUACGUAACCGGCUGGUCACAACAGCUCGUAAAAGCAUCAACCAGAAUUCAAACUUGAACCAACUUUACGGAAAUAUGCAGGAAGCUUAUCAGCAAAUGCAGACCCCCUUAAUCAAUCAAGGCGCGUCUUCCAUCGGCCUGAAGGAACUAAAGGACUCCACGAUCCAAAUGGCUUCAAGUAUGGGAAUGAUGAAUGCACCAGUUGAUGAGACUGUGUUUGAUGUUGACAAGGAAAUUGAUGACUUAUUGCCUGUGGAGGUCAAAGAACAAAGGUUGAGCAACCUUAUGCAGGCGAUAAUGGUUGGAACCUGCCUUGCUGCCAUGCCAGUUCUAAAGAAAAUACCAACAUCAGUACUUUGGGGUUACUUUGCUUUCAUGGCCAUUGAAAGCUUGCCUGGUAACCAGUUCUGGGAAAGGAUACUGCUUCUAUUCACGGCUCCAAGCAGAAGAUACAAAGUGCUUGAGGAAUGUCAUGCAACAUUCAUAGAAACAGUGCCCUUCAAAGCCAUUACCACUUUCACAAUCUUUCAGACAAUCUACUUGCUCAUCUGUUUCGGAAUCACAAAGAUUCCCAUUGCUGGCGUUUUGUUUCCUAUGAUGAUCAUGCUGCUAGUUCCUGUACGACAAUAUCUUCUACCCAAGUUUUUCAAGGGUGCACACCUUCAAGAGUUGGAUGCAGCAGCGUAUGAAGAAGCUCCAUCUCUAUCUUUCAACACUACAGCCUUGCAGGAUCAUGAGAUAAGUGGUGUUGCUGCAGCUAUGAGGGGCACCUCUACAGAUGAUGGGGAGAUACUAGAUGACAUUAUUACUCGCAGCCGUGGUGAAAUCAGACAUGCCCAUAGUCCAAAAGUAACUAGCUCAAAGGAAUCGCCCAUAACAGAUUUCAAGGGGUUACCAAGCCCACAGAUCUCAGAAAGACGGUACAGCCCACGCGUAGCGGAGCUAAGGCGAGAGCGAAGUCCCUGGACUGGAAGUAGAGGGACGUUUAGCCCACAAGCAAGUGAAGCAAAAUCAUAUUAUUUGGGAGGUUGUGCUGGUUCUGUUACAAAAUAGUAUGAUGCAGCUUAUACAAAUGUACUCUCUUUUCCUUGAUCAAAUAAAUGAGCUCUUGUUUUGCCUA